This is a messenger RNA of Myotis myotis, 1555 nucleotides long. RefSeq names its product gamma-aminobutyric acid type A receptor subunit pi (gene GABRP). The transcript has 10 exons. The record is from RefSeq and is a predicted model, not a curated record. Gene Ontology annotation, biological process: signal transduction; chemical synaptic transmission; regulation of membrane potential. Gene Ontology annotation, cellular component: synapse; neuron projection; GABA-A receptor complex. Gene Ontology annotation, molecular function: neurotransmitter receptor activity; extracellular ligand-gated monoatomic ion channel activity; GABA-A receptor activity. Lineage: Eukaryota; Metazoa; Chordata; Mammalia; Chiroptera; Vespertilionidae. The coding region runs from base 186 to 1508 and encodes 440 amino acids.
CAGAGAGCGUCUGUGUGUGGGCAUCCAAGAGGUCAGGGCUGAGAAUGGGCCGCACCUCGGGGACCCAGAAGACCAUGCCCUGCCUGAAAGCCCGGCCUGAAGGCCCGAAGGACCUGCCCUAACACAGCCUCGGCAGCUCUGGUGAUUCCUACUUGGGCUCCUCUCUGCACACGCGGCUCCUCAACAUGAGGCAGAGUCUCCACCUGGCCUGGCUGUGCCUGAGCCUCUUGGCCGGAAGGAUGCGUGUCCAGGGGAGCCGGCUCCCCAGGGAGGUCAGCAGAAGUGACAAGCUCUCCCUGCCCGGCUUUGAGAACCUCACUGUCGGAUAUAACAAGUUUCUCAGGCCCAAUUUUGGCGGAGAACCAGUUCAGAUAGCCCUGACUCUGGACAUCGCUAGUAUUUACAGUAUUUCAGAGAGUAACAUGGACUACACGGCCACCAUCUACCUCAGACAGCGCUGGACAGACCAGCGGCUGGUGUUCGAAGGCAACAAGAGUGUCACCCUGGAUGCACGCCUCGUGGAGUUCCUCUGGGUGCCGGACACGUACAUUGUGGAGUCCAAGAAGUCCUUCCUCCAUGAGGUCACCGUGGGAAACAGGCUCAUCCGCCUCUUCUCCAACGGCACAGUCCUGUACGCCCUCAGAAUCACGACGACUGUGGCGUGUAACAUGGACCUGUCUAAAUACCCCAUGGACACACAGACAUGCCAGUUGCAACUGGAAAGCUGGGGCUACGACGGCAGCGACGUGGAGUUCAGCUGGCUGCGCGGCAACGACUCUGUGCGGGGCCUGGAGAACCUGCGGCUGGCGCAGUACACCAUCCAGCGGUACUUCACCCUCGUCACCAGGUCGCAGCAGGAGACAGGAAAUUAUACGCGGCUGGUCUUGCAAUUUGAGCUCCGGAGGAAUGUCCUGUACUUCAUCUUGGAAACCUACGUUCCUUCCACUUUCCUCGUGGUGUUGUCCUGGGUUUCGUUUUGGAUCUCCCUCGAUUCCGUGCCUGCAAGAACCUGCAUCGGAGUGACCACCGUACUGUCAAUGACCACACUGAUGAUCGGGUCCCGCACUUCCCUUCCCAACACCAACUGCUUCAUCAAGGCCAUCGACGUGUACCUGGGGAUCUGCUUUAGUUUCGUGUUUGGGGCCCUCCUGGAAUACGCAGUUGCCCACUACAGCUCCUUACAGCAGAUGGCGGCCAAAGAUAGGGGGAUGCCGAAGGAGGUGGAAGAAGUCAAUAUUACUAACAUCAUCAACAGCUCCAUCUCCAGCUUUAAACGGAAGAUCAGCUUUGCCACCAUUGAAAUUUCUGGUGAUAACGUCGACUACAGCAACUUGACUAUGAAAACCAGUGACAAGUUCAAGUUUGUCUUCCGAGAUAAGAUGGGAAGGAUUGUUGAUUAUUUCACAAUUCAAAACCCCAGUAAUGUGGAUCGAUAUUCCAAACUACUGUUUCCUUUGAUUUUUAUGCUGGCCAAUGUAUUUUACUGGGCAUAUUAUAUGUAUUUUUAAGAGGACAUUAAAAAUUUUCCUUCAACGGAAGGAAAUAAUGAUAUAAA